AUGGCAAAUGACAGACCGUUAGCUGCGCAUGAAAUUUUAGAUGCUUUAGAAAAUGUUUCUGAUAAUGAAGAAGAUUAUAGAGAACGACUGAUAUGUAUUCUACCUCCUCCUGUUGAUCCUGACUGUCUCACUGACGAAGAUUCGGGUGAAGAAGAUAAUGUAACUUUGAAUAAUUUGCCACGAAACAUUCUGCUUCAACCGGCUGAAGUAAUGAUUCAAGGGCAGAUUAUGGUGAGUGAUACAGAAGAAGAACCUUCUGAUUCUACAGGUCGAACUAAACGUAGGCGUACCUACGCAUGGAGAAAACGGGACUUGGCAAAAAAUGCCGUGAAUUGGCCAGAUGUUCAAGGCGCUUGCCAAGAUAAGCGCCCAAUUGAGUGGUUUGAGAACUUCUUAGAUGAAGAUGUUAUUUCGUUGUUGGUGUCAGAGAGCAAUAAAUAUGCUGUCAAAAAGAAUUUGCCUGGAGACAUAACCACUGAAGAUAUGAAAUGUUUCAUCGGUAUAUUGUUGGUUAGUGGUUAUUCAUGGCUCCCCCGUAGAAGAAUGUAUUGGGAAAACUCCCCUGAUACAAAGAAUGAAUUGAUCAGCUCGGCUAUGACUAGGGAUAGAUUUGACUUUAUUUUUCGCCACCUUCAUGUCAAUGAUAAUCUGGAUUUGCAAGACAAAUACACAAAAGUACGCCCCCUAGUUACACUUCUAAAUAAGAAGUUCUUAGAGUUUUCUCCUCUUGAAGAGCAUUACAGUGUAGAUGAGGCCAUGAUCCCCUACUAUGGUAGACAUGGCUGCAAACAGCACAUAAAAGGAAUAAAUCCUAAACAGUCUGCCAAACGCUUCUCACAAAGUGAAAAGAGAAACAUUGUCAUAGAAGAACCACAUAUGGUGUCCAUCUAUAACAAAUAUAUGGGAGGAGUGGAUCGGUCUGAUGAAAAUAUUUCACAUUACCGAAUUGGUAUAAGAGCCCUACACGUGAAUCCUACAUUUAAAAGUAAAAUGAAGGUCAAGCUGGCUGCUCAAGUUUUAAGUAAUACUGUUGCUGCCAUCCUAAAACAUAUGGCUGAAAAGUACGGAGAUAGUGUCAAAGCCAAAGAAAUCUUAGAGACUGCACAAAUUAUGAUCGACUUUUUUCGAUUGUACCAAUGGUCCCUCCUCCAGAAAAGAUAUAAUCAGGAACAGAAGAGAAAAUGUCUCCAAGAAAACUAA
This is a messenger RNA of Helicoverpa zea (corn earworm), 1200 nucleotides long. Its product is annotated as piggyBac transposable element-derived protein 3-like. Gene Ontology annotation, molecular function: sequence-specific DNA binding. Lineage: Eukaryota; Metazoa; Arthropoda; Insecta; Lepidoptera; Noctuidae. The record is from RefSeq and is a predicted model, not a curated record. The transcript has 4 exons. The coding region runs from base 1 to 1200 and encodes 399 amino acids.